Linum trigynum is the source of this 1702-nucleotide messenger RNA. NCBI's taxonomy places the organism in Eukaryota, Viridiplantae, Streptophyta, Magnoliopsida, Malpighiales, Linaceae. The record is from the annotation of a GenBank genome assembly.
AAAAUCUUCGCCUGAAAGAAACUUUCCUGGAAAGCUACCGUUUACCGUACUCGUUUCGCUCCGUACAAAGAGUGUAAGCAGAGAAGCCAUUGAAAGGGAAAAAAGAAAACUACAAAACUCUUCUUCUCUCUUCGUUCUCGCUACCGGAAAUCGGAUUCCCGCCGGAAGUUGAAUCAGCGGAAAGGAAGGAUUAAGGAAGGAAAAAUGCCGAGCAGCUGCGCGAUGUUCUGCGAGAUCCUGAUCGCGAUCCUGCUGCCUCCGUUGGGAGUUUGCCUCAGGCAUGGCUGCUGCACAGUGGAGUUCUGCAUCUGCGUGCUGCUGACGAUUCUCGGCUACCUGCCGGGGAUCAUCUACGCGCUGUACGCGAUUGUGUUCAUCAAUAGGGAUGAGUUCUUUGACGAGGCCAGGCGCCCUCUCUACUCCUCUUACUACUGAUUGAAGUGAUGAUGACAACUGACUUUUAUGUUGCUUAAACAGUGAUUGAACUGAGCUGAAUCGUUUGCUGCUUCCGUGUUUGUAUGUCGAUUUCCUGUGGUAAGACUCGUUAGAAAAAUUCCUGUUAAUGAAGCUCAGUUAGUUUAAUCUGCUUGAAUCUGUGCAUGGAAGGAAGAACUGGCAUGGCUGUGUUCUUGAAUUGGUUUGUUCUGCCUUUUGUUGUCAUGCUACUUUCGUGGAUGGUGCAGAGUAGAACUUGCGAAUUCUUAUUCGGAUUUCGGGGGUGUUUCGUGAGAGUGGAUAAGCGCAUAACUUCGAUCGAUUCUUCGAUUACAACAUGAUGAGAUGCUCAUCAGGCAGUGUGUGCUUAGGUUGGGUCGUGGGGAACGAUGAUGUGCUUAGGUUAAGCAUGGAGUUUUAAGUAAGAUAGAUAGUUUCAGUGGAGGAACAGGAAGACUACUUGUCAUUCUGCUGCAUAUGUGAUUGUGUUGGUUCCCUCUUUAGUGAAAAGCUCUCUGCUUUCACUUGCUUGCCUGCCUGCCUGCCUGUCCGACCUUCACUUGGCAACUCAAACUGUAAAUCUGGAUUACCAGUUCGUUAUUUUCGUGUCUCGAUUUCGUUUGUUCAGUUCGAUAUGAUCGAAUGCGGAGCCUCAUCCUCGCAUGGUCCAACUUGCUAGAUCCUGCAUUCUCUAUUUGUUCCUGCAUUUAGGGUUUGAUAGGCUAAUGUCGAACGUAGCAUUUGCAAUCAUUUUUUCUUCAUUUCUUGGUUUUACUACCUACUUGAGUUGUCUUUAUGGUUUCCUACUUUCUCUUGAGCUUAAGGAAAGAGGCAUUGGAGGAUACCCCCAAACCCAAAGGUAUCUAUAGCCAAGGUAGACAAUGACAAUAGAAAUCAUGGACAAGGAGGUCUUCAGAGGAAUUUGCAAGAUCACUCCUUUCUCUCCCUCCUUGAUGAUGAACAGGAGGACUCGAAAACCUUGGGCUCUGGGUUUGAGCGCACCAUUAAACUGUAAAGCCGAGCCUCUUGAAACUCGAUGGUGAACGACUAACAUAAAGAUCUAGCACUACAUCACUAGAUUUUGAUUAAUUUUUUCGCUCGACGAGAUCAGUGAGUCUACCAUAACACAAACUUAUUGGACGACAAUGGAACGAAGAAAGUACCACUCACAAGUUUCAUUGUUUUAGUUCAAGCACUGCAAAUAGGGUUUGAGGUUUUCGAGAUUUCUAAUGAACAAAAAGUAUGCAAAUGAAUGUAAUCUUCGUGU